This is a messenger RNA of Acomys russatus (golden spiny mouse), 653 nucleotides long. RefSeq names its product C-X-C motif chemokine ligand 6 (gene Cxcl6). Gene Ontology annotation, molecular function: CXCR chemokine receptor binding; chemokine activity. Bases 120 to 506 code for a protein of 128 amino acids. Gene Ontology annotation, cellular component: extracellular region. The record is from RefSeq and is a predicted model, not a curated record. Gene Ontology annotation, biological process: antimicrobial humoral immune response mediated by antimicrobial peptide; cellular response to lipopolysaccharide; inflammatory response. The transcript has 4 exons. NCBI's taxonomy places the organism in Eukaryota, Metazoa, Chordata, Mammalia, Rodentia, Muridae.
GCUCAGAUAAAAGGGGCGCAGCGGGUUUCAGAACACAGCAGUGCUCUAGAGCCUCGCAUCUCCACACCUCCUCCAGCAUAUCCGGAAUCUGUGCUCCCUGGUCUAAGAUCUUGUCCGCAAUGAGGCUCCUGUCCCGCUGCUCCACCUCCAUCCCUGGCCGUUCGUGCUCUCUGCAGCUGCUGGCGUUUCUGUUGCUGCUCACACUGCCACAGCGUUUAGCUGAAGCUGGUCCUUCCUCCGCCUUUGCGGCAAUAGAGCUGCGUUGUGUCUGCUUAUCAGUAACUUCAAGAAUUAAUCCCAAAAUGAUCAUGAACUUGGAGGUGAUCCCGGCGGGUCCACAGUGCCCCAAGGUGGAAGUCAUAGCUAAACUGAAGAACCAGAAGGAGGUAUGUCUGGAUCCAGAAGCUCCUUUGAUAAAGAAAAUCAUUCAGAAAAUAUUGGAAAGUGGAAAUAAGAAAACUAAGAGGAAUGGACUUGCACUGGAAAGACCGCCCAGAAGCCAAUAAAAACAUUUCUGAGGAGUAUGUCCCCAAUGAAGACAAGAAGAAAGGGCUGACCCCUCCACAUUAAUUUUAUUCGUGAGCUCCCUGCUUUGAAGAGGAAAGGGAAACCGCUGUUCUCGAAGCUUUCAGCUCAUCUUAUCAGUGCAUUUU